Molecule: messenger RNA, 944 nt
Organism: Anopheles coustani
Lineage: Eukaryota; Metazoa; Arthropoda; Insecta; Diptera; Culicidae
Gene: mRpL10
Product: large ribosomal subunit protein uL10m
Exons: 2
Coding region: 76-828 (250 amino acids)
Biological process (GO): translation
Cellular component (GO): mitochondrial large ribosomal subunit
Molecular function (GO): structural constituent of ribosome
Source: RefSeq, a predicted model, not a curated record
GAACGUCUGUCAUUUUUCUGUUGUCAAAAUUAGCAAAGCAAAACACACAGCCUGCCGGUGGUAAAAGCAGCAAAAAUGUCGAAUUUUGUUAUAAAUGGUCUGCUGCAGUCACGCAACCCACUGCUCACAUUCCGCCGGUUCCGGGGGAAGAUCAACAUCCAGCGCCCGCGAGCUCCGCAUUACGAAAGAGCACGGGUGCUUGAAGUCAUCAAACCUGUCUACAAAAGGCCCGAAUUCAAUGCCCCCUGCAUCGAAGCGCAGAAAGCGAAUGAAAGCAAAAAUCUCGACAAUCCGUACGAAACCAUCAUCGCACGAGAGGCACGCAACUGGUUCGAUCACAGCAACCUGGUCGCCUUCCUGCACGUCAACUCGAUACGCCAGGAGGACAUGUUCAAAGCGCAAGUGGUUCUGCAUCGUCACAACAUCUCCGUGAAAGUGUACGGAAAGUCGAUCAUGCGGAAAGCGCUCGCUGGCACCAAGUUCGAAACGAUUCUGCCACUCUUCGAAGCCAAGACGGCGAUUGUGUUUGCACCCGAGCCGCAAAAGAUAAAGCAGGUGUUGAGUGUGCUGAAGAAAACCCCGCAGCUUGUUCUGCUGGCCGGAAUCGUCGAGGGUCGGCUGCUGAGCAGGAACGAGUUCGUGUCGUACGCAACCAUGCCCGAUCUGACGACGACACGAGCUCAACUAGCCGCUGUACUCGAUAGUGCCGGUGGUAAGAUUGUGGCCGAUCUGCAGUGUCACCAAAGUCAGCUGGUGAAUUUGUUGGAUGCCUACGCAAAGAAGGAUCCAGCCAGUAGUGCUGACGCUGGCGAGAAAGUGGAAAGCUGAACCGUGUAAAUUAGUGUGGCUAUAAGUUUAAAGUAGUGCAAAAAAGUCCUAAUAUAAAGGGUUAAUACAAAAGAUAUGUUCUUAUACUUGAUUUACCAAGAGUGGUGAUUAUCACA